UUCACAACUUAAACUUGGCACUAUUAUACCCCAUGCGCACCUGUGAAUUUUUAAUCGCUAGAGCUUCUUUUUAUCCGUUAUUGUCGUUUCGUAUCUCAAAUUAUAUCUUGAAAUGUUUUAACAUUGCUUUGUGGUACAAAUAUGGCUGUGGAGUUGUUUAUAUUUGCUCUGAUUGCUACAAAUAUUCGAGUAGCACAGCUAAGCACUCCCACUGAAGCACCUGUUCUUGAGAUCACUUACGAGGACUAUGACCUGAGUUUGAACACUUUCUCUCUGGUUGAGGGACCGGGCGAGAGCGAGACUUUCGACCUGGGCGAAUUCGCUGUCAUGAAGUUCGAAUUCCAGACCAGAGCUGACAUACAGGACACUUUGACGAUGGAGUUCAGUGGGUUCUAUAAUGGAUACAGUGCUCUCAUUAUUUGCGGGGAGCCAAUGAUUGAGGCGGUGUCGGAUUACGAACUCACUUUUGCGACACUUGACGACAUCGCUCCUCAUGUGGACACUAUGUAUUUGGACCUUGGGUCGAUCGACUGGCCAGCAGGCACUGUGUUCUCCAUCACUUUCAACAUCUUGUUGAUCAGCCACAAGGACUAUGUGGAGGGGGACAUCUACUGGUUCGCAGCAGCCAUGCAGUACAACCAUGAGGGCGCAGACUGGGUGUCAGACAUCGCAUUCGAACUGGGACCCUUGCCAGCGAUGAGUCCGUCGGCUGCUAUGUCAAUUGUGGAGGACAGUGAGAUGAGUCUUCUGUUCCACUCGGGAGGAAGUGGCAGGGCACAGGUCAAGGUCAUCGACCCAUUCUUCGAAGUGCAGAAUUUCCACUUCAAGGUUAGGGUCGAUGAGUCACACCCCCAGUACAACCAGAUCUGUCUGUGUGGUCUGUCUGUGAUCCAAGCCUCCCCGUCGUUCCUCGGCUGCACCGCCGACGCCUCCCUGCCCCCAGCGGCUGUCCUGAUGGACCCUUCUUUCAACGACACCCAGUGCAAAAAGCAGAUUAGUCUCGAGUUCGGAGACCUCAAGAAGAUCGGAAUCACUUGUUGACUUUGCGAGUGUGGGCUUCGAAGUGACCGGUGGGGGAGUGAAUCCAGUCGUGGGUUCCAGUAUGGCCGCCUAUGGCCACAUGGUCCCUAUGGCAACAUCCCUCAAUGCAUUCUCAGCAUCCAUCUCCCUCCAGUAUCCCAAGUCGGAAUUGGUUGACCUCAAGCCCAAACUGGUCAUGGAAGAGAGGGGCUCUUGCUGCGCACCUGACUUAGUGACCUUUACCAUUCAGGAGGUGGAUUUUCGGACCAACAAAGCCACCGCCACCUUCACCCCCCUCAGUUUCCUAUAUGGGGGCGAGAGCAGGGUGAGAAUAGCAAUCACAGGCACUGUAGCACGUCCGUUUAGCUCUGAGAAGUUCCGAGUGAAUCUAUUUGUGGAAGGGGACACCUGUAAUGCUUGUGAUGCUACUGCAUACUUCACAACUGAAGACUCUUUCAUUUAUGACCCGACAUACUUUCCAGAGGUGCAUUUCGGAACCCUAGACAGACUCCGCGGACUGUACUUGGCCGAUACUGAGAUCUACCAGUCGGGGUCCGGCUCAUUCGACAUGGUCGCAACUUUUCCUGAAGAUGCUCCGGCGCACGAGUUGACAGGGUUCCAAGUUGGAUUCGUUCUGGACUCCGCUUCGAGUGUGGCUCGACACAUGCAUCUGGCCAGAGCCUAUUUGACUCAUGUGGGGGAUAACUUUCCAAUGUUACAGGACUUACGAGACUCGGUUCAAGUGGAAUACAUUAUUGAGACAGUACCCGACCACCUUCCGUUCACCAUCUCCUCCCUCUCAUUCAAACUGCCCUUGAGUUUCACCUACCUGCCCCUGAACAGACUGGAUGUGAUGGACAGACGCCUCGUCUUCUCCAUCUCCUUCUUCCUACCCUCAUCCCCACUUCUCAACUACUUCUGGAAGGAGACUAUUUUGGGUCACGUGUCGAUGGAGGAGUUCCGGGAGGAUGUGGUGGCCUCGGCUGUGUCGGCCGUGUUAGACCUCGCAAUGCAAGACGUCAAAAAUUACUCUGGCGGAAAUCAGGAUACGUUAACCACUCCACUAAAUGGAGCCAUCUUCCGAGCCUCUUCUUGGCCAGUUGACGAUCUGAUUGAGACGACUGCCAGCCCACUCACAUACGAGACGAAAUUCACAGUAGCCGAAGAGAAAGUAAUCGUAUUUCACGCUUUCGUAACUCCUGCUACACAUUUCAAUGAAUACGCGCUUCGGAUAUCCAUAAAUGAUCAAGAGACAGGUCCUAAAGGAACAGGAAGCCCCCCUUCGUUUGAAAUUGAGGGGAGUUGGAAGAUAGCGGACCAUUACGUGGACAGCGGGCCUAAUGUGAACAUGUUCUAUGACAGCAGUUUCGAAAUGUACAGAUUUGGAAGUAAAGAUCUGUUCAAGAACGAAAACCGGGAAGACUACGAGAUCAAAGUUUUCGUCCAUCUUCUGGGUAGUAGUGGGCCCACCUUGAAUGUGGAUGAGAAUCUAGUGUGUAAGUGGGAAUUGAUGGAAACCCCGGGUGGAAGUGUGGUUCAAGUAGAUCAAGUCACUGUUGUGGUUAAAGGGAGAGAUGAUUGGGGUGCUGAGUCACACACGCACCCUUUCCUGCUCUCUGAAACAUACGACGCUUCCUGGGGGUUCUCUCUGACCCGGAACCCUUCAGCAGAAGGACACCUUGCCUUCUCUCCCGUACCUGGAGGAUCCUUCUACCGUCUCCUUGACCUUGUAGUGCCUCCCCAGACUCUGGGCCACUUUGCUCUACAGCUGGAGUUGAACUCAUUUUCUGGAACUGACCAGAUGGCUGGUCUGUUGGGUAUGGAGGUAGUCCAGGCAGGCAGCUGGAUAUCCAGGGGCUUCAACAGAUCAUACGUGCAAUUGCAGGACGCAAAUACUGCUAUCAAUAUCAUUGGCAACUCGCAGUACAUGGUUAAUCUAGUGUAUGACUUGGGCUUCAUUCAAAACCUUUAUCCAAACAAAGAUAACUUCACUUCAGACGCAAAGACGCAGCCAGAUGCACACAACAUAGUGCAGCUGGCAGUCAUUGUUCACAUUGGUCAAAAUAUGACAGUUGGCGACACUUUCUCACUCAGUGCAAAACUCCUGAACAAAAUCAACAGUGAUUCAGUUGUGGUGAGUUUUGUGGAAACAGUUACUGUGGAGACCCCUUGUGUCACACCCUCCCUCUUCCCAGUCCACACCCACUCCCCGCGGAACUCUUCUAUCGGCCUCGCCCAAUUGGAGAGAGCAUACGCUACACAAGACUACAUCAUUCCUAUUCAGUUGGAGCUGCCGCCGUUUUUCGAGGGGGAACCACAACUAACACUAGUCAGUCCGGUAGAGUCCUCUGGCGCCCAAUUUGUUCUCCGGGGAGUAGAAGUCGACCCCCUUUUCGAAGUGGGGUCGGAACUGUCUGCCACUUUCAAUGAGAGUCUGCAGUUGUCGGAGCAGUUCUACCUGUCGACAGGGUCCCAAUGGAACAGCCAGGAGAACAUCCUCACUUAUCGCAUGGGCAGGGUGUCUGUUCUUGAUCUAAAGGAUCGCAUGGGAGUGUACCACCAUCAGAACGAGAUCUCCUUCUCUCCCUCGAGUAGAGCCAGGACAGUGCAGCUGCUGGUGUUUGUCCAGGUGCAGGAUGAAGUGGACUUCACCCCUGGCCAGCAGUUCUCCCUCAUCUACUCUCUGGAGAGUGGGGGUGCAGUGACCACCAAUCAACACAACUUCCAGGUUGAUUUUCUUCCGGAGCGACGGCCAAUGGUGGAUUUGGAAGUAGAGGUGGCCUAUACUCUGGAUAGAGAGUUUGUUCCAGGAGAUACGAUCCAGUUCACAGCCAAGAUGAGUCACCAGUGUGAGAGCAGUGCACAGGCCACGAACAUUCACACAAUCCUACACCUCCCGGAUGUAGUUCUGAGGAUGGAUAAUAAUAUUACACACUAUACUGGUCAGUUGCCAGUGUUAGACUACACAGCCGGUGACAAAAAAGCGGCAUUCACGCAAUUCUCUCUCUUGUCUAAGUACGCUGCAGAAAGUAUCUCUUUGUUGCUGAGUUUGGCAGGGCUUCCCAGACUCUAA
This is a messenger RNA of Symsagittifera roscoffensis, 4093 nucleotides long. RefSeq lists its product as uncharacterized. Lineage: Eukaryota; Metazoa; Xenacoelomorpha; Acoela; Convolutidae. The record is from RefSeq and is a predicted model, not a curated record.